AUGGACGACCCGAACGCGCACAUGUAUCCGCCCAUCCCGGAUGCGACGACCGGUGUGAUGUCAUCAGCUUAUCCUCCCAUGCCCGUGUCCACGCAGAUGCCACCACAACAGAUGCCGCCACAGUCGCAACAGCAACAGAUCUACCCUUCGUCUGAUUCACCCCACUCCGAACCAUCGCGCGUAUCGACGGUCUCCACCACGUCCAACGCCAAGCCCCAACCGAAGAAGAACCAGUACCCAUGUCCGAUGGCGAAGCAGUUCGGAUGCGCCGACUUCUUCACCACCUCCGGCCAUGCUGCGCGACACGCGAAAAAGCACACCGGCAAGAAGGAUGCGUACUGCCCGGAAUGCAACAAGGCAUUCACUCGCAAGGACAACAUGGAACAGCAUCGGCGCACACACCAGAACGGUCGUGGCGCGGCAGCGCGGACUGCUCCUACCAGUAGUGACGAAGCGAAGGUCAAGAAGCCCGUGAAGACGCCGAAGAAGUCAGCUGUCAAGGCAGAACCACAGCAACUGGAGGCCGCAGUGGAGCAGCAACUCGCAGAGCAAGCACAGCCUAUGCAAAUGCCGAUGUCGUCCCAGAUGCCUCAAUCCACACAGGGUCAGCUACCACAUAACCUCGCGCUCGACCAGGCGCUCAUGAUGCCAGGCGGUGGUCCUUACUUCCUCAACGGUAACGACACCGGUCCCAUUCCAGCACUACCAAACGUCAUGCCAGACCUGAACAUGCGCCCCCAACUCCACCGAGCAAACUUCACAACUAAUCUCGACUACGUACCCCCGAUGGCAGCGAUGGGUGGCGACCCUAACAGCGAUCUCCACUACUCAUAUCCAUCACCGGGCCUGUCGAACGGACUGAACAGUCUCGCUCUCGCCGCUAGCGAGCACCGCCGUCUGUCCGAAGAGAAGGAAGCGCAGAGUCCCCAGGACUCGCAUGGCACUCCAUCCGAGCAGACGUGA
This is a messenger RNA of Saxophila tyrrhenica, 963 nucleotides long. RefSeq lists its product as uncharacterized. Gene Ontology annotation, molecular function: DNA-binding transcription factor activity, RNA polymerase II-specific; RNA polymerase II cis-regulatory region sequence-specific DNA binding. The coding region runs from base 1 to 963 and encodes 320 amino acids. The transcript has a single exon. The record is from RefSeq and is a predicted model, not a curated record. Gene Ontology annotation, biological process: regulation of transcription by RNA polymerase II. NCBI's taxonomy places the organism in Eukaryota, Fungi, Ascomycota, Dothideomycetes, Mycosphaerellales, Extremaceae.